AUGGCUAGCAUCAAACCUAUUCGUAUCUGGAUCACCCCUCCGGGUCCUAAUUCCUGGAAGGUGAUUAUGGUCUUGGAAGAACUUAGCGUACCGUAUGAAAUUAAGGCGAUCGAGUUUGCCGAUAUUAAGAGGAAGCCCUUCAUCGAUAUCAAUCCAAAUGGGCGAGUGCCUGCAAUUGGGGGCCCGAAUACAGAUAUAACGCUCUGGGAAUCGGGAGCUAUCAUCCAGUAUAUCGUCGAACAAUAUGACGUCAAUAAGACCUUGACGUAUGAUACUCUGAAGGAGAAGCAUCUUCUCAAUCAAUAUUUGCAAUUCCAAAUGAGCGGGCAGGGACCUUAUUUCGGCGUCGCCGCAUGGUUCAACAUCUUACAUCAAGAAAAGGUGCCAUCGGCAAUUGAGCGAUACAAUGCGCAAUUGAAACGGGUUCUCGGCGUGCUCAAUACGUGUCUCGAAGGUAAGCAAUGGCUCGUCGGCGAUAAGAUGACGUAUGCGGAUCUAUCGUUUAUGCCGUGGAACCAUCGCGUCGAUUCCGUCAUUUUGUGCGCGCCUGAGGAUAAGUUCGUCGGGUAUCCUAAUGUUCAGGCCUGGCAUGAACGGAUGGUCGAGCGGCCCGCGUGGAAGAAGUGUAUGGAGAUUCGGGAUAGCUUGAUGCAGGAACAAGGGCUGGAGAAUGGAACGGGUAGACCCGCGCGCUUUAAGACGUUCCAGGAGUAUGAGGAGGCGAUUGCUAGGGGAGAGGACGUACAUGCUUAG
This is a messenger RNA of Hypoxylon trugodes, 753 nucleotides long. Its product is annotated as glutathione S-transferase. The transcript is spliced from 6 exons. The coding region runs from base 1 to 753 and encodes 250 amino acids. Lineage: Eukaryota; Fungi; Ascomycota; Sordariomycetes; Xylariales; Hypoxylaceae. The record is from RefSeq and is a predicted model, not a curated record.